GCUGCUGCAGUGCUGCUGCUUCCGCCUCCGCCAACUGAACUACUGGAGGGAUGCUAGCAACCGCAGGAGGCCGCGCGGUGUUCCACCUCCGCCCGCGCCCGCCAUGGCGAGCCCCUCCUCCUCCCGCCACCACGCACCUCUCCCACUCAGCGCCCGCGAGGCGCGCCGACCACCAUCGCCUCCCCCUAGGUUUUUUAUCAACUAUGGAAGUGGGGAUUUCAUCAGUCUACUUGGGUCAGCGGGCGCACUCUGCAACAUGUAGCUAUUCUUUGGAUGAUAGGUUACAGGGAGAGCUAGAUGAUAUGAAUGGAGAACAGAGAAAGCAAGAGACGGUCGGUGCAUUUCAGAAAAUACCAAUGGUGAUGCCUGCAACUGAUAUACUAAUGUCAGCACAAAGGAAAUCUAGAAAUGUGCCACCGACUAAGGGUAUAGCAAAUAUUGCUAAGCGUGAAAGGAACAAAGGUGCGAAACAGCUUGAUGCCUUAAUGAAAGAACUUUCUGUACCGUUGAGAACAUACACAGAAAACUUCCCAAAGAGGAGAGAUUUGCAUCCUUAUGAGAGGUCUCUCAUUGAGUUGACCUUUGGGGAGGGUUAUUAUGAGCAGGUUCUAGGACGUGUAGAUACUCUGAGGAAAAGGAUUACUUCUGUUGGAAAGCAACAUGCUUCAGUCUGUGCUAAGUCAACAACAAAACGUGAAGCAGAGGAGCGCCUCACUGAGGGCAGAAAGAAGCUUGAAGAGGCUUUCCAGCAUGGGAAGCAUGCUGUUGAUGAUUUAGUAAAUGUAGCAAAGGCUUUGCGUUCUAUGCCUGUUGUUGAUCUGCAUAUUCCAACACUAUGUCUAGUUGGAUCACCCAAUGUGGGGAAGUCAUCAUUAGUCCGCAUAUUAUCAUCUGGAAAACCUGAGGUCUGCAGCUACCCAUUCACAACAAGAGGGAUUCUAAUGGGUCACAUUGUAUCCAAUCACGAACGUUUUCAGGUUACGGACACUCCAGGACUCCUGACGAGGCAUGAUGAUGACAGAAAUAACAUAGAGAGAUUGACACUUGCUGUCCUUUCUUAUCUACCUAUCGCUGUCCUGUAUGUGCACGAUCUAUCUGAAGACUGUGGCACCUCAGUGGCCGAUCAGUACAUCACAUACAAGCAUAUUAAGGACAGAUUUGGCGAUCGCCUAUGGCUUGAUGUUAUAUCCAAAUGCGAUCUUUUAGGAAAGAAAGAGCCCAUAAGCUUUCACGAUGCCGAUGAUGUAGCACAGUACAGAAGAUUGGGGCCAGAAGGCGCCCUCCGAGUAUCUGUGCAGAGUGAAAUCGGCGUCAAAGAGCUAAAGGAAAGAGUGCAUGAGCUACUGACCUCUCAGAUGGCUCGGAUCAAAGCUAGCAAGGCGGAGCAUGAAACACAGGAAAUUAGGACUAGUGUUGUUUACUGAAGUUUGACAAUGAACACCCGAACAUCCAUGCUGGAAGUUUGUAUAAACAUUCCACUAAUGUCGAUGAUGGUAACACGUUUCAUCUGUUGUCAUUUUACCCAUCUGGAAAGGGUUGGUCAAAUGCUAGUAUGAAUAUGAUUGCCCAUUUUGUUUCCCCCUA
Messenger RNA from Sorghum bicolor (sorghum), 1584 nucleotides. RefSeq names its product nucleolar GTP-binding protein 1. Gene Ontology annotation, biological process: ribosomal large subunit biogenesis. NCBI's taxonomy places the organism in Eukaryota, Viridiplantae, Streptophyta, Magnoliopsida, Poales, Poaceae. The record is from RefSeq and is a predicted model, not a curated record. Gene Ontology annotation, molecular function: GTPase activity; RNA binding; GTP binding. The transcript is spliced from 14 exons. Gene Ontology annotation, cellular component: nucleolus. The coding region runs from base 51 to 1424 and encodes 457 amino acids.